This is a messenger RNA of Saccharomyces paradoxus, 1365 nucleotides long. RefSeq names its product Dxo1p (gene DXO1). Bases 1 to 1365 code for a protein of 454 amino acids. The transcript has a single exon. The record is from RefSeq and is a predicted model, not a curated record. Lineage: Eukaryota; Fungi; Ascomycota; Saccharomycetes; Saccharomycetales; Saccharomycetaceae. Gene Ontology annotation, molecular function: mRNA 5'-diphosphatase activity. Gene Ontology annotation, cellular component: cytosol; nucleus. Gene Ontology annotation, biological process: nuclear-transcribed mRNA catabolic process; NAD-cap decapping.
AUGGUUGUAAGUCAAAGUCUUCUUUCUGUCCAAACCUCAGUGAUGUCAACUGAACAGGAUGCUGUUCUUGGACUGACAAAAGAUUUAGAAAGCAUAAAUUUGCAUACCGCGCCCGAUGUCGUGAGAGGAUACCAAAAUAAAUCAUUCAAAGGGAAAACUAUUUCUGGUUCUUCUUCGUUAGGGAGGCUUUCUCAGCAGGGGGACAAUCAUAUUAAUAGACGUCCGAAACUUAUAUGUGUGCCGUAUACUUCCUUUCUGCAUACUGGUAUGCACAAUUUUUCCACGAACUCACCAAGAGAUAUAUUUCAUGAAAGUCGGGAAGUAGCUCUAUUUACCAAUGACCAGACUUAUACCACUCUACGCAGAAACCAUAUACCAAAUUUGAAAAAAGGUGUUGCUGAGUUGUAUGAAAGCUCGCUUCUCGAAGCAAGAAAGCGGAAAGUCCCGUAUUUGGGCCAUGACUUAUUUGCGAACAUUGAUCAGUUCGUCCCUAUGACGAUAUCCGAGUUAGACAGUGUAUCGCCGUGUAUUUCAUACAUUGAGAACUGGAGACUAGAUAAUCAUGGUGAGAACUUUAAGAUCGGCAAGAAAUUUACGGUUGUUACCACAAGACAUCAUAUCGUGGAUUUGACCAUGCACCUCUUUAACAGGCGAAAUAAACACACGUCACUAAUUGCAACGUAUUUGGGGGCGGGUCUUAUUUCAUUUUCUAGAAAUGCAAGAAACGAUUUUCAAAUGUCCAAAGAGGGAAUUUAUUCAAGUGAUCCAAAUAUUAAGAAAAUUUGCUAUUCAGGAUUUGAGUUUGAAAAUUGGGUAACCGAAGAUACCAAGGUCACCGGUGGCUCUAGACGUCCUAUUUUUUCUGUUGUGGAGAGUAAACUUUCAGAAGAAAUUGGUCUUUUGAUUCGCUGCGAAUUGGACGCAUUCAAUCCUGUUUCGAAGGCAAACACAGAGUUAAAAUGUUUUGCCCCAUUAUCAAUGCAUAAUUCCAAUCAUAGGAGAAAACUCCUGAAAACGUGGAUACAGACAGGUUUAUUGCCGAACUCAGAUAUCAUGAUAGGUUUGAGAGACAGUCAUAGCGGUCAAUUACUAGACAUUCAAUGGUACUCAAGGGAUUUACUAUGCAAAAAGUUUAAUCACCCAGGGUUGCCUCCAAAUAAAAAGGAACUUAAUUAUAAUGCCCAAAUUGCAGUAGAAUGGUGUAACCAUUGUGUUGAAUCGGUUUGUAAGCUGGUGGAGGCAAAUAUCUCCGACUACAAUAGUACAAGACCAGAAUCAUUUGAAAUCAGUAUAGAUACUAAUAACACCAUCGCCAUCACUAAACUUAAGACUACUCCAAAGAAUGUGGAAUUAUUUGGAACCUAG